Entrophospora sp. SA101 is the source of this 582-nucleotide messenger RNA. The record is from the annotation of a GenBank genome assembly. NCBI's taxonomy places the organism in Eukaryota, Fungi, Glomeromycota, Glomeromycetes, Entrophosporales, Entrophosporaceae.
AUGUUUCAAAAUGCAAUGAAUGCAGUCGCCACAAGCAGUAAAGGGAAAGAACGCGCUGAUUUGAUUGUGGACGCGAAUUUGGAUGAAGGGGAAGGAGGGGUUGAAAGUGAAGAGGUUCACACCGGGGGUGCUGUUGAUGUUUCCUUCCUUUCAACAUAUGUGAAACGCAAUGAAAUAAAUCAAAAUUUGCAAAAUGCACCACCAAAUAAUCAGCCUAACAUUCCUUCACCUCAUUAUUAUUCUCAUGACUCAACAACAUUCCAACCAUGGCGUCCAUCCAAAAAUCUGAUUUUGCUUCUGGAAGAGUUUGAUAAAAAGAUUUUAUAUGAUUAUCCUUCAACCCCUUGUGCAUAUUGUUCUAUCCUGAUGAUGAGCACAUCAAUCAAGUGGAUCAACUAUAAUGCUGAUGAAGAAUACACUUUAAAAGUGGCAUUUCCCAAUGAAAAAUUAUCACUCAAAAUAAACAAUAAUGGUGAAGUCAAGGUUGCUGUCUGCUCAUCUUGCAAAACUGUGAAGAAUCGUAGGUUCCCACCAGCUUUGACACCAGUACCUGAUGAGAUCAAUUCAGUACCAAUGUUCUAA